Gastrolobium bilobum is the source of this 1043-nucleotide messenger RNA. RefSeq lists its product as uncharacterized. The transcript has a single exon. Bases 525 to 926 code for a protein of 133 amino acids. Lineage: Eukaryota; Viridiplantae; Streptophyta; Magnoliopsida; Fabales; Fabaceae. The record is from RefSeq and is a predicted model, not a curated record.
CUCAAAUAUUUGACUCACAGAACAUGAAUUUGGCAUCAUAUCAAACCCGAAUACCAAUUAUCAUCGAUCAAUAGACUAAAUAGUGAGGGUAAUGGUGUGGCUGGCUGGCUGGCUGCGUAUGCUAGCAAUUUUUCUUGGCUUAUCCAAUUGUUUGAUGAUCUUCCGUUUGGUUGUUUGUACCGCCUGCUGAGUGACCAAAUGGGAGUUCACUAGCCUAAGCUUGUGCCUAGUGUGUUUUAGUUUUGCUGUUUUAUCUUUUACUUUCCUUUUGUUUCCAAAAAAAAAAAAAAAAGACUAAACAGUAAUUUAUUAUUAUAAGUGGGCUGCACAGUAUAGGCCUCAAAUUUGCUUACUACAUAUCUUCUCCAAGUUGGCCUUCUCUAUAUAAAGGUCCUCAUCUUUUGCAAAUCUGAGUUAGGAUUUAAAAGAGUGAGUGAGUGAGAGAGGACACUCCUUGAGCUCCACAGAUUACAACAACACUCUUGUUAAACCAUCUCCCUAUAGUCUUUCCAAACACCAACCACAUGGCUUCACAACUUGUUAGUGAUGUAAGAUGCCAGAGACCAAUGCACUGUGCAACUUCUUAUGGAGAAAGAGGGAGCGGUGGUUUCUUACUGUCUCGAAGCCAAAGCUAUGGAUAUCAUCGAAUAAGGAAUCAGAGUCGCAUCCAACCUGAAGACAACUUCAAAGAACACAAUAUAGGACGUGAAAAUGGUGCAAAGCGUAGCAUAAAUCUAAGUCGACAACAAGCACAAAAGCUUCACAAGUUGGGCUUCUCGUACCUUGCAUCAUCUUUUGUUUACUUAGUAACAAAGGUUAAAGCCUUCUACAAUGGUUUUCUUGGAGAUGUUGCAAGUGAAUCAAGAAUGGGCGUUGAAGCACCAAUGGCUGGGCCAUAUUUCUCUGUUCCAGUUCUUCCAAAUUAACAAAAUAAACUCCUCCUUUCUUGGGGCAACAUGUAUUAAUUAAUGUCUAGUUCAAAAGAAUAUAUAUAUAUAUAUAAGGCAAGGAUAUGAAUGUUUGUAAGUCUAGAAGUUGUACUU